This is a messenger RNA of Eutrema salsugineum, 1387 nucleotides long. RefSeq names its product putative pectate lyase 21. The coding region runs from base 109 to 1218 and encodes 369 amino acids. The transcript is spliced from 5 exons. NCBI's taxonomy places the organism in Eukaryota, Viridiplantae, Streptophyta, Magnoliopsida, Brassicales, Brassicaceae. The record is from RefSeq and is a predicted model, not a curated record. Gene Ontology annotation, molecular function: pectate lyase activity.
UGGUGAGUUGCAGUUGCAACAAAGAGCAAUUAUAUCCCAAAAAAACCCCCAAAAAUACAAAAACUGAAACUGUCCGAAAUUAAAUUCGAGAUUUAAUAUAAAUAGAUUAUGGGAAACCUACACGGCCUCCACAGGUCCCAUCACGCCGGAGAAACCUCCAACGCCCAUUUCCCACCGUCUCUAGCUCCGCCGUCUUCAUCGUCACCAUCCCGUCCCCACAUGACGACCGUGGAACCUUAUUGCCACGUAGACUCCAGCCUCCGCUCUCUCGCCGGAAAGGCCGAGGGUUUUGGCCGCGCCGCCGUCGGUGGUCUUAGCGGCCCGAUUUGCCGUGUCACUUCUCUAGCUGACGAGGGUCCAGGAUCGUUACGAGAGGCUUGUAAGAGGCCAGACCCGUUAUGGAUUGUGUUCGAUGUGUCCGGAACGAUCAAUCUGUCAUCGUUUGUGAACGUAUCAUCGCACAAAACAGUGGACGGAAGAGGGCAAAGGGUGAAGAUAACGGGGAAAGGGUUAAGGCUAAAACAAUGUGAAAACGUUAUAAUAUGUAACCUUGAAUUCGAAGGCGGUGUAGGACCAGACGCAGACGCGAUUCAGAUCAAACCAAAAUCAAGCAACAUUUGGAUUGAUCGCUGUAGUCUCAAGAAUUACCAUGACGGUUUGAUUGAUAUCACACGAGAAAGCACUGACAUUACCGUCUCAAGAUGCCAUUUCAUGAACCACAACAAGACGAUGUUGAUAGGAGCGGACGAAAGCCACGUGACGGACCGAUGCAUAAGAGUUACGAUUCAUCACUGCUUCUUCGACGGUACACGUCAGCGACACCCUCGAGUUCGCUUCGCAAAAAUCCAUCUCUACAACAACUACACUCGUCACUGGGCCAUCUACGCCGUCGGAGCCGGCGUUGAAUCUCAGAUAUACUCUCAGUGCAACAUAUAUGAAGCUGGAGAGAAGAAGACCGUCUUUAAGUACAUCACCGAGAAGGCGGGGGAUAAAGAGAAACCUGAAGCUGGUUUCAUUAGAUCAGAAGGAGAUUGGUUGUUGAAUGGUGCCAAGUCGUGUCUUAGCCACAACGGAGAGCGCCACGUGUUCUCUCCGACCCAACACUAUUCUGAAUGGACCGUCGAAUCGCCAACUGAGAAACUCAAGAACUUUAUGAAACACUCGACCGGCUGGCAGAACCUUCCGCUUCCACCCGACCAAACUACGAGCACCGCAUAGUUCUUAGCUAUUACAAUGUUUGAAUCUUCUCCAACCAGCUCUCAUUUCUAGUUUCGGGGUUUGAAAAUAUUAUUUCCCACGAUGUUAUAUUAUGGAUGCAAACUUUGGCUGCAGAAAUUUAAUAAUUUGGAUUAACUCAAUUAUAUUGGGGCGAAGUUUCUUCUAGUUU